AAACAUUAUAAAUUUGGUAGCCUGCAGAAAAGAUGGUUAUUGAACACAAAAUCAAAGUGUCAAAAAUAAGAUUAAGGAGUUUCGUCCUUGCGCAUUUUUUUCAUAAAUAGUUUUAUCGUUUUCAAACGAUUUUAAAAGUAAUGCAGUGAGUAAUAGUUAUUAAGCCAGAAGUUUCAUUUUAAAUAUGAUUCUUCAGGAACCAAUACAGGCUACUGUUUGGCACUGUCUGAACCAUUAUCAAUUUUCAGACGCAGUAUUUUUAUCGGAGAGACUGCAUGCAGAAGUUGAGACAGAUGAUUCAUUGUUCCUAUUAGCUACAGCAUAUUAUAGAAGUGGUCAGAUCGAUCAUGCUUAUCAUAUUCUUAAAGAUAGAUGUAAUAGUUCACCACACUGUCGAUAUUUAUUUGGAAAAUGUGCAUUUCAAAAAGAAAAGUAUGCAGAAGUGGAAUCAGUAAUUUUAGACAGUUUUAGUACCAAGUGUAAAACUUUAGAAGACAUAGUUAUAGAAUUUGGUGAUCAAGCCGCAUUUGUUCUAAUUCUACUUGCCAAGACAGCUAUAAAAACAGAAAAAAGGGCAAAGGCAGCAGAAGCUCUUAAGCUGGCAUUAAAACUUAAUCCCUUUCUUUGGUCCUGUUUUAGUGAACUAUGUAAUUUAGGUGAAAAGCCUAAUGCAAGUGAAAUAUUCAAAUUGACAGGAUUAGAAAACUUAUCCACUUGCUACGGUAGUCACAUGAAAAACUUCGAAACUUUCGUACAUACUGCUAAUACGCCUUGUCAAGAAAUUACCUAUGCUACUCCACCCCAGCAAAUAUUUAACACUGUAAACAAUGUGCCCCCUAAUAUAAGCAACAACACGAAACUCCUUUCUCCUGAGGAGAGUCCUUUAGCCAACCCUCUUAUAAUGUCUGGUUGCAAUUUUUUGCCAGUCACGCGAGCGAAACCCUUAAAAUAUAGAUUACUUAAUUCGUCAUUAGCAUCUAGUCCUAGUUUUGGAAUGCUCCCCUUGGACAGCCCAGAAGUGAUUUUAGGAACGCCGCUUGUGUCCCAAGCCACACUUACAGAAUCAAACGAUCAACACAAAUCUCUAGCGAAAAAGGUCAGAGCUCAUAUGGGGCAAUUAAUUAAUAGAAAAGAGACCCCUUUACAAAACAAUAAACCAGUCUUUAGUCAGUCAAGUAACACGAACACGAUCUCAGUAACUCCCAGCACUCCAGCUUCUGUAAACAAUUUACAACCAAUUCAGAAUGUUCGACGAAGUUCGCGAUUGUUCUCAAACUGUUCAGUAAAAGAGAACAAUAAGUCGCCAAACAGAUCCAAGUUUGCAACCCCACGUUCACCCACGAAGAAAACCAAACAGCGGAUAGCAAAAUGUAACUUGAAUAAAACCUCUACUUUUGCAGAAAAUACUAAAAAUCGACUUGAAAAGGAAAAGUCGGAAACCAUAACGUCGAAUAACAACUACAGUGCAAUAUUAGGCCAAAAUCACCAGAGUAACACGAAUUGUACCCAGCAAAUAACUGCGAUUCAGAAACAGAGCGCUGAAGGACUGAUGAAUCUGUUAAGACAAUUGGGCAAAGCGCAUCUCGAUUUGUCGCUAUUUAAUUGCAAAAACGCAAUCGAAGAAUUACUAUCCCUUCCACCAAAUCAGUUUGAAACCACUUGGGUGUAUGGCAUGUUAGGUUUAGCUUAUUUUGAAAUGGCUGAUUACGAGAAUUCUGUAAAAUACUUUGGAGAAAUUCGAAAUCGAGAGCCACAUAGCUUCCAAUUUAUGGACGUAUAUUCUACAGCUCUGUGGCACUUGCAAAAAGAAGUUGCCUUAUCUGCUUUGGCUCAGGAUCUUGUCAGUAUAAACAAAAACUCUCCAAUUACUUGGUGUGUUAAUGGAAAUUGUUUUUCACUACACAAAGAACAUGAUACAGCUAUAAAAUUUUUCCAAAGAGCGGUCCAAGUAGAGCCUGCUUUCGCCUACGCAUACACCUUAUUGGGACACGAAUAUAUUAUGACCGAUGAACUGGAUAAGGCAAUGAGUUGUUUCAGAAAUGCGAUCAGAAUCAAUCCGCGACAUUACAAUGCGUGGUUUGGCAUCGGAACGAUUUAUUCUAAGCAGGAGCGCUACCAUUUGGCCGAGGUUAAUUAUUUGGGAGCGCUUGCAAUUAACCCAAACAGUUCUGUUCUCAUGUGCCAUUUGGGCAUCGUUCAAAAUGCUCUUAAAAAAACUGACAAAGCACUAAAUACUCUAAAUCUAGCUAUUAACAAAGACCCAAAGAAUCCGCUUUGUAAGUUCCAUAGAGGAUCCAUUUAUUUCAGCAUUGGUAGGUAUGCAGAAGCACUGAAAGAACUCGAGGAACUCAAAGAAAUCGUACCUAAGGAAUCUCUAGUUUACUAUUUAACAGGAAAAGUGCAUAAAAAGCUUGGAAACACAGACCUAGCGUUAAUGCAUUUCAGUUGGGCGACCGAUUUGGACCCAAAAGGGGCCAAUAGUCAGAUUAAAGAAGCGUUUGAUCCUUCCUUCGGUCGAAGUACUACUGAGAUGGAAUCACCGGCUUCUCCUACAAGAGAAGAAAGUAAUUCCGGAGAACAGCAACUUCAGUUUUUCGAGCUCCCUGAAGAAAGUGAUGACAGUCUGUGAAUAAAUGAGGAUAUCAUCUCAAAUUUUUAAUAUCCUGUAUCGCCGGUUGAUUAUGAAAUAAGAAUUUUGUUCGAAUUGUAAAACAAAACGCGCGAUUAUUGUAUUAAAUAAUAAUAAUAAUGUGCCGUUUUGACCAGGAUUAUGAAUGAAUUGUAUCAUCGCCCUGUAUAGAAAAUCGCAAGUGUUGGAUAAUUUAUAUAUAUAGAACCUCCUCUUUAAUUUUGUCGUCCAGUAUUUAAUCGGUACGAGUAUUUAUUCUUUGUUCAGUUUAAUAAAUAGCUGCAGACAAUGAC
Agrilus planipennis (emerald ash borer) is the source of this 2922-nucleotide messenger RNA. It is a transcript of the gene Cdc27, whose product is annotated as cell division cycle protein 27 homolog. Gene Ontology annotation, molecular function: protein binding. The transcript has 4 exons. Gene Ontology annotation, biological process: cell division. The record is from RefSeq and is a predicted model, not a curated record. NCBI's taxonomy places the organism in Eukaryota, Metazoa, Arthropoda, Insecta, Coleoptera, Buprestidae. The coding region runs from base 185 to 2629 and encodes 814 amino acids.